AUGGAAUCGGCGCCGUCAUCAGCUCUUGUGCGCCGCUCUACGGACAGCGACCUGAUGCCACCCCCGCCGAAGCGCAUAAAAAGACCCAGGAAUGUGAUCGACGAAGAAUCAUACACAGAUGCUAUCUCUGAGAUUAUCGCUCGCGACUUCUUCCCUGGUCUGCUCGAGACCGAAACCCAGCAAGAGUAUCUGGACGCUCUUGACUCGAAAGAUGCCGCCUGGAUUUCGACAGCGGGUCGCAAACUCAAACAGGCUCUGACCACGGGCAGACAGAAAGGAAGGCGGGGCACAUCAUUGCGAACUCCAAUACGUGCUUUGGAUACCCCCAAGACAUAUGUUGGCGAUACUCCGAUGUCUGUUGCCUCCGACAUGACGACUUCAACUCAGGCAACAGCAAUCCCCGAAGUCGACAUCAAUAUGAGUCUCGACAAGUUUCAAUCCCUAUACACGAGCGAAGACAAUGAAAGUUUCUACAAACUCUUGGACAAGCAAAACUCGAAACGUGCGGAGAAAUUCGCCUGGAUGUUGUCUGGUAAUAACAAAUUGCCCUCGAAGAUGAUGCUGAAGCAGAGGGAGAUCGAGACGAAGCUGUUAAUGUCGCGGGCCUCUUUAAAUGAUGACGGGGGAUCGAAAGAUCGUCUGGCCAUCCGAGACGUGGCAGAAAAACCCGCGAGGCCAGAUUCAUGGAAUUCAAAGCCUGAUAAUGGGUUGAUGUUUCGCUUAGAGGGUGUAGAGGACUCAAUCGAAACGGUAGCACAAAAAUCACAGAAAGAGUCCAGAGCUGCCCCAAAAGGUGUUGUGUAUAGCAAUACUCGUAUACCGACGACGAUACUCGCCCAAGAAGGAUUCAACCUGCCAAACUCGCCAUCUCUGUCUGCUGUCAGAGAUGCAAUUUCUGGACGAAGACGAGCAGCAGACAUGGAGUCAGUUUCUGGUGGAAACGCAACGCCUCGAGUCAACGGGUAUGCAUUUGUCGAUGAUGAGCCAGAUGACGAGCUGCAGGUCACUGUUCCAAUCAUCGAUCUCGGUAAAGGGGACACCGUGAAGAAUCCCUUCGUGAUUAAGGAUCAAAGCAGAAGGGAAGAUCUACUCCACCGAAUGGUAGACAAAAACUCACAAAAUAAACGGACGUCAACGAAAACCGGAUUUACGGGCAAGGUAGAAUCGACCCCUGUACCGAAGUUUCCUAGUAGCCCCCGAGUUGGCUCAGGGCAGUUGACACCUGCUGCUCAACGUCUCUGGAGCAAAGUUGGGGGUAACAACGCGGGCUCAUCAUCCGCUUUCGGAUUUCAAACGCCUCAUACUGUGCGGAAAAAAUCGGGAUUACGGGCAAAAUGGACUCCUUCGGGUAGGAUGGCAGAGUAG
Molecule: messenger RNA, 1365 nt
Organism: Drepanopeziza brunnea f. sp. 'multigermtubi' MB_m1
Lineage: Eukaryota; Fungi; Ascomycota; Leotiomycetes; Helotiales; Drepanopezizaceae
Cellular component (GO): catalytic step 2 spliceosome
Source: RefSeq, a predicted model, not a curated record